Ostertagia ostertagi is the source of this 375-nucleotide messenger RNA. The record is from the annotation of a GenBank genome assembly. NCBI's taxonomy places the organism in Eukaryota, Metazoa, Nematoda, Chromadorea, Rhabditida, Trichostrongylidae.
AUGCUCACAAGUAUACACAAGUCUGGCACCACAACUACGAUGGUCUGCCGACAAAGUGUCCUCAUCCUCAUCCCACUACUUACUCUAGUAUAUAGUGAGGUCAAGGUCGUCGAGAUCAAUGUGUCCAAGUACGAAGGACUGAAAAGCUCGCAACUUAAUAUUCGAGAAAAACGAAAUCAAUUCUAUGCUUUUCAGUUUUGCUUGUGUCCACGUGGUGUCCAGCUGCAAUCUCAGCCAUGGUUUUCUUCAAAAUGCGAAUGUAAACUUACUCUAAAAGGGAAGCGAGUCGCAGAUUCAACUCCUCAUGCGACCUUUCCACCAUCAUGUCUAUCGAAGCCAAAUCCAAGCACGUGCCUCGGAGUCACCUUCUCAAAA